UCUGCGAUCGGACCUGUCCCCACCUGCUGCCCGCGUUCUCCUCCCCCGCCCACAGCCCUGGGCGAGCGUGUCCGGCUACGGAGCGCCGACGCCGAGCGCGGCGGAGAAGACACCCAAGCGCCGGGCUGGGCUGCGUGUCCGUGCUGGGGAGGAGCCGGGUCUCGAACUCAUCACCUCUGCGCUCUGUGUGUGGGGCGGGGGAGGGCGCGCAACUCGACCUGGAGACCCAUCGCCACAUAGAUGCCAGAGAAACAAGUGUCAUGAAAAAGGAGCAGAAAAAAAGACUUCACUGUUGGUGAAAGGCAUGUUCUUCCCCAGUUGGUGGUUAUCUCGUGAUUGGAAGAGAGUUGUUAGGUGUCUGUGGAGAUUAGAGUCCUUUAGCCGCUCAAGUGAAGAGGAGGAAAGAAGAUGUGGCCUUGCUUUCUCUGUGUCCCAAUAGGCUGAUGAGUAAGUAAGCAUGAGAAAGAAGUUUGAAAUGAAAGCAAGAAUUUUGAUUGUUUUGUCUUUCAACCACGUAGAGCUUUCAACCAUUGUUGCAAGUGCUUUUCUCCCAACAAUGGAAGAAGAAAGCAUUCACCAGUCAAGAAGCGCACAGAGUUGAGAGGAACCACAGCACUCUCCCCUCACUCAGAAUGACAUAUUUCCGCGUGCUCUCUCGGUGAACAUGUAGAAGCAUGUCAAACGUGAGUGGUGAGUUGGUCACCAGGGAUGUUUGCCUAUGCUAGGAAUGACUUCAUUUGCAUUUUUGGGUGAGGGGAUUUAUUACUCCUCCUUUUUCUUUUCAAUGUUUUUAAACCAUGUAUUAACUCAUCAUGUUAAACAGAUUUGUGUAAAGGAAGUAAAUGCAGUUCUCAUGGUAUUUUCUGACUAUAUGACUGUUCUGUGAGUAUCAUGGAAAUAUUGGAGGUAUUAAUAUUCUUUGAAGUUUUAUAUCUUAUUGGAAGCAAAGCUCUGCCAGGGACACAGACAGACAGUAUAAGAUUUCGCUUUUUGGCAACUACACUUGCUUUGAGUGAGCUGAAUGCCAACUGGAUUUCACAGCAUCUAUGAUUUCAAGUCUGUUUAUCAAGACAUUUUAUGUAUAUUUUAUACUAACCAGAAUGGAAACACAUUAAACACUGUGUUUGACAUGUAUGCCUAAGGAAAGGAUCUUCCUCAUGGAUCAUGGCGUUAAUGUUUACAGGACAUUUCCUAUUUUUAAUGUUGGUGAUGUUUGGUUUCUCCACCUGUGAAAAAUCUGUGAGCAAUUACUCUGAAUGGGCAGUUUUUGCAGAUGAUCUAGAUCAGUUUAAGUCCCAGAAAGUACAAGAUUUGAGACACAACCCAGAGCUGAAAAGGAUGCUUCACCCAAGUUUGUAUUUUGAUGCUGCUGAUAUACAAGCAAUGCGACUGAAGUCUCGCACAAGCCAUUCGCAUCUCUUCAGAGCUCUCCGAAGUGCAGUGAUGGCUAUGCUGUCUAACCCAACAUACUACCUACCUCCACCCAGGCAUGCCGAUUUCGCUGCCAAGUGGAAUGAAAUUUACGGUAAUAACCUGCCUCCUUUAGCACUGUAUUGUUUGUUAUGCCCAGAAGACAAAGUUGCCUUUGAAUUUGUCUUGGAAUACAUGGACAGAAUGGCCUCGUACAAAGACUGGGUAGUUGAGAACGCACCAGGAGAUGAGGUCCCAAUUGGCCAUUCCUUAACAGGUUUUGCCACUGCCUUUGACUUCUUAUACAACCUGUUUGAUGACUAUCGGAAACAAAGAUACCUGGAAAAAAUAUGGGUUAUUACUGAGGACAUGUAUGAAUACUCCAAGAUCCGCUCUUGGGGCAAACAACUUCUCCAUAACCAUCAAGCAACUAACAUGAUGGCCUUACUCAUUGGGGCCUUGGUUACUGGAGUGGACAAGGAGUCGAAAGCAAACAUAUGGAAACAGGUUGUCGUCGAUGUGAUGGAAAAAACUAUGUUUCUGUUGAAUCAUAUUGUUGAUGGUUCACUGGAUGAAGGGGUGGCCUAUGGGAGCUACACAGCCAAAUCAGUCACACAGUAUGUGUUCUUGGCUCAGCGCCAUUUUAACAUCAACAACUUGGAUAAUAACUGGCUAAAAAUGCACUUUUGGUUUUAUUAUGCCACCCUUUUGCCAGGCUUCCAAAGAACUGUGGGUAUAGCAGACUCGAAUUAUAAUUGGUUUUAUGGUCCAGAGAGCCAGCUAGUUUUCUUGGACAAGUUUGUCCUAAAGAAUGGAGCUGGAAAUUGGUUAGCUCAGCAAAUCAGAAAGCAUCGACCUAAAGAUGGACCCAUGGUUGCUUCCACCGCCCAAAGGUGGAGUACUCUUCACACUGAAUAUAUCUGGUAUGAUCCUCAGCUGACCCCACAGCCUCCUGCUGAGUUUGGGACAGCAAAAAUGCACACGUUUCCUAACUGGGGUGUUGUGACUUACGGGGCAGGGCUGCCAAACACGCAGACCAAUACUUUUGUGUCAUUUAAAUCCGGAAAACUGGGAGGAAGAGCUGUGUAUGACAUAGUUCACUUCCAGCCAUACUCCUGGAUUGAUGGAUGGAGAAGCUUUAACCCAGGACAUGAACAUCCAGAUCAAAAUUCAUUUACUUUUGCCCCCAAUGGUCAAGUGUUUGUCUCUGAAGCUCUUUAUGGACCAAAGUUGAGCCAUCUUAACAAUGUGUUAGUGUUUGCCCCAUCGCCUUCAAGCCAGUGCAAUAAGCCCUGGGAAGGUCAGUUGGGAGAGUGUGCCCAGUGGCUCAAGUGGACUGGGGACGAGGUUGGUGACGCAGCUGGGGAAAUCAUCACUGCCUCUCAGCACGGAGAAAUGCUGUUUGUGAGUGGGGAAGCUGUAUCUGCCUACUCCUCAGCAAUGAGGCUGAAGAGCGUGUACCGUGCUUUGCUUCUCUUAAAUUCUCAAACCCUACUUGUUGUGGACCACAUUGAGAGGGAUGUUGCUUCCCCAGUCAACGCUGUCAGUGCCUUCUUUCAUAACUUGGAUAUUGAUUUUAAAUACAUCCCAUACAGGUUUAUGAACAGGUAUAACGGUGCCAUGAUGGAUGUGUGGGAUGCGCAUUAUAAAAUGUUUUGGUUUGAUCAUCAUGGCCACAGCCCUGUGGCUAAUAUACAGGAAGCAGAGCAAGCUGCUGAAUUCAAGAAAAGGUGGACUCAGUUUGUAAAUGUCACAUUUCAGAUAGACUCCACCAUCACUAGAAUCGCCUAUGUAUUCUACGGGCCGUAUGUCAAUGUUUCCAGCUGCAGAUUUGUUGACAGUUCCAACUCUGGACUUCAGAUUUCUGUCAAUGUCAACAAUACUGAACAGGUCAUUUCCAUUGUCACUGACUACCACAACUUGAAGAGCAGAUUCAGUUACCUGGGCUUUGGUGGCUUUGCCAAUGUGGCUGAUCAGGGACAGAUAACCCGAUUUGGUUUGGGCACUCAAGCAGUCAUAAAGACCAUGAGACAUGAUCGAGUGAUUUUCUCUUUUGGGUUUAAAUUUAAUAUAGCAGUUGGAUUAAUUCUUUGCAUCAGUUUGGUCAUUCUAACUUUUCAGUGGCGGUUUUACCUUUCUUUUAAAAAGCUAAUGCGUUGGAUACUAAUCCUUGUUAUUGCUUUGUGGUGUAUUGAGCUGUUGGAUGUGUGGAGCACUUGUACCCAGCCCAUCUGCACAAAAUGGACUCAGGCAGAGGCCAAGGCGAGCGAGAAAGCCGUCACUCCAGAAGGGCAUCAUGUGGAUCUUCCUGAUGUUGUCAUUACCUCACUUCCUGGGUCAGGAGCUGAAAUUCUCAAACAACUUUUUUUUAACAGUAGUGACUUUCUCUAUAUCAGAAUUCCUACCGCCUACAUUGAUAUUCCAGAAACAGAAUUUGAAAUUGACUCAUUUGUUGAUGCCUGUGAGUGGAAGGCAUCUGAUAUCCACAGUGGGCAUUUUCGUUUACUUCGAGGCUGGCUGCUGUCUUUAGUCCAGGACACAAAACUACACUUGCAAAACAUCCAUCUGCAUGAACCCAGUAGGGGAAAAUUGGCCCAAUAUUCUAUAAUGAAUAAGGACAAAAAGCGAAAAUCAAAAAGGAGAGAGUCUUUGCCAGAGCAAAGAAGUAGAAUGAAAGGAGCCUUUGAUAGAGACGCAGAAUAUAUCAAGGCUCUGAGGAGGCACUUGGUCUACUACCCGAGUGCCCGUCCUGUGCUCAGCUUAAGUAGCGGUAGUUGGACUUUAAAGCUUCAUUUUUUUCAGGAAGUCUUAGGAACUUCGUUGAGGGCAUUAUAUAUAGUAAGAGACCCUCGAGCAUGGAUUUACUCAAUGGUGUAUGGUAGCAAACCGAGUCUUUAUACUUUGAAGAAUGUACCAGAGCACUUAGCAAAAUUGCUUAAGAUAGACGAAGGUAAGGGUAGGUGUAACAUAAAUUCAGGCUACGCUUUUGAGUAUGAAUCACUGAGGAAAGAAUUAGCCACGUCCACGUCCAGCGCCGUCACCUUAUUGUCUCACUUGUGGCUAGCAAACACUGCAGCAGCAUUGCGGAUAAAUACAGAUCUGCUGCCCACCAGCUACCAUCUGGUAAAGUUUGAAGAUAUUGUUUACUCUCCUCAGGAGACAACUGAAAGGAUUUUUGCUUUCCUUGGAAUCCCUUUGUCUCCUGCUAGUUUAAACCAAAUAUUGUUUGCUACAUCCACAAAUCUUUUCUACCUUCCUUACGAAGGGGAAAUAUCACCCACUCAUAUUAAUGUUUGGAAAAAGAACUUGCCUAGAGAUGAAAUUAAACUCAUUGAAAACAUCUGUUGGACCCUGAUGAACCGUCUAGGAUAUCCAAAGUUUAUGGACUAAUAUGCUGCAGGUCAGCAACAAUUUUGCACUAAUCCUUCCCAACCCGCUUUGUGGAUAUGAACUAGCAAAGUUUGUUUAUUCUUGUAUCCUGUGUGUAUGUGUGCGCCUGUGUGUGUGUGUGUGUGUGUGUGUGUGUGUGUGUGUGUGUGCGCGCGCGCGCGCGCUCAGUCCUUUACUUGCACAGAGAGAUUAUUUUAAAAAAAAAUAGGUACCCCAUUUGGACUAGCAGGAUUUAUUUUUGUGUUACAAAUUUCCUUGCCUCUAUUUCUGAUUUUUUUUUCUCUGCUAAAAUGUUUGUGCUACAGAGGUGAGGAUAAAAUUAUAUAUGGGCGUCUGGAAAGAUGGGAAGAUUUUUAAAGGACUUUGUUUAAGUCGCCUUCAUUGGUAACUGUGUUAAUCUGUCUUGGGACCUCAAACACUUCUAAAGGCCUUGCAAUUGCUGCGUUACCCAGGCAUCUCUCACUUUCAAGACGGACUACAAAAAUUCCUUAUCGUUUUGAAAAGGUCUUCUUACACUUAUCUUGCACAAAGAAACAGAAAAAUAUUAUUUUACCUUAUAAUAAUGUUCAGUGAUACCACUGGAGAAAUGGUGAAUGUUCCUGUCAGUAACAUAGGCCUCCUUUUGGAAAUAGAUUUUCUUUUUUUAUUUGAAGUUUGAAACCAUGACCUGAAAGCCUUUGUAAAGUUCUUUAACUUAAUAUGAAAUACAUAUAUUAAUGGUCUCAGUGCUGAAGUCUAGUGGAUUAUUUUAGACAUGCAUCUCUGUUUAAAACGGCUCUCUUUGCCUUCCUGAAACAGCUGUUCACCAUCACACCACGCCCACCAUAUCCUUUCUGUCAUUGUCAAAACCAGUCAGUAGUUCCUAGUUGCUGAACUAGCAUUGGAGAUUUUUUUCCCCCUGAUGAUGAAUUUUACAUUAAAACUUACACUGACUUAA
Messenger RNA from Jaculus jaculus (lesser Egyptian jerboa), 5737 nucleotides. It is a transcript of the gene Dsel, whose product is annotated as dermatan sulfate epimerase like. Lineage: Eukaryota; Metazoa; Chordata; Mammalia; Rodentia; Dipodidae. The coding region runs from base 1165 to 4800 and encodes 1211 amino acids. The transcript is spliced from 2 exons. Gene Ontology annotation, molecular function: chondroitin-glucuronate 5-epimerase activity; sulfotransferase activity. The record is from RefSeq and is a predicted model, not a curated record.